CGCGCUCCGGACGCUGCAGGAAAGAGGCGCACCGCGCGCACGGAGGAGUUGUUUUUCACCCGCAGUCGUGUGUGAAGACGUGUCGAUAUCUCGGGAUCUCUCAGCGCUCUCUGACGACUCAUGAUUUGAGCUGAACUUUAGCCUCGGCCUCGUCGAAGCGUGUAAAGACGUCUCCGGAGAGAGAGAGAGAAGAUGAUGAAGUGUACUUUGCUGCGGCUUAACGCUAAAUGUCUUGGAUGAACACGACAGGUGUCUCCGGGCCUGCUGUGCUUCGUGUAGUAUGUGAGUCUCCGAGCACUCGGCAGCAUGAGCGGCUCCGGGAAACGCUGGCUCUGGCCCUCGCUGGGCAGCUUCCGGCCCCGCUCGGAGCGAGUGCUGCUGGCCCGCAGCGAGAGCGGCCCCGGGGAGCCCGUGCUCAAGAUCACCAUCACUGAGACCACGGUGAUCGAGGCCGACGCCGGCGUCUGGAGCUCCAGGGCUCUCACCUACCUGGCCCUCUGGUACUUCUUCAGCUUCUGCACGCUCUUCCUCAACAAGUACAUCCUGUCUCUGCUGGAGGGAGAGCCCAGCAUGCUGGGUGCUGUCCAGAUGCUGUCCACGACCGUGAUCGGCUGCGUGAAGAUGUUCGUUCCCUGUCCUCUGUACAGUCACAAAUCCCGCUCCGAGUACCCUCCCAACUUCCUCAUGAUCAUGCUGUUCGUGGGGCUGAUGAGGUUCACCACGGUGGUGCUGGGACUGGUGAGUCUGAAGAACGUGGCCGUGUCGUUUGCUGAGACGGUCAAAAGCUCGGCGCCCAUCUUCACCGUCAUCAUGUCCCGCCUCAUCCUGGGAGAAUACACAGGUUUCUGGGUCAAUCUGUCUCUCAUUCCUGUGAUGGCGGGUCUGGCUCUCUGCACCGCCACCGAGAUCAGCUUCAACAUGCUGGGCUUCUCCGCCGCUCUUUCCACCAACAUCAUGGACUGCUUGCAGAAUGUGUUCUCCAAGAAGCUGCUGAGUGGAGACAAGUAUAAGCUGAGUCCUCCAGAGCUUCAGUUUUACACCAGCGCUGCAGCGGUCAUCAUGCUCGUCCCUGCCUGGAUCUUCCUGAUGGACCUGCCUCUGAUGGGGAAGAGCGAGCGCUCCUUCAAACUGUCUCAAGACAUCGUGCUGCUGCUGCUGUUCGACGGCGUGCUCUUCCACCUGCAGAGCGUCACGGCCUACGCUCUCAUGGGCCGCAUCUCGCCCGUCACCUUCAGCGUGGCCAGCACGGUGAAGCACGCUCUGUCCAUCUGGCUGAGCAUCAUCGUGUUCAGUAACCCCAUCACGCUGGUGUCCGCCGUCGGGACCGUCAUGGUGUUUCUGGGAGUCCUGCUCUACAACAAAGCCAAGCAGAUGCAGAGAGACUCUCUGGUGCAGCACGCUCUGGAGCAGUCGGCCGAUUCCCAGCAGAAACCCAUCCUUCAAGACGGAGACGCCAAAUAACAGCCUCACCCCGGAACUGACCUUUCUGCAGAGAGAGGCUCGAGGAUGGACAGCGACUCAUGCCUUACGUACCUGUGGUUUUGGGACCCUAUAAUUCUGCUUGGUAAAAACCAAAAGAGACUCUUGAAGCAAAAAGUCAUUGCAAUAUUCUGUGGCGUGAAUCUAGGCAACGAACGUUUGAGACCGCGAGCGACUCUCACCAGCGAUCGUCCAGCUCAUAUUUUACCCCAAAAUAAUUCAUUACAGUUUGAAUAAAACCGCUAUUCUUGCGUCUUCGAGAAUAAUGUCGUAUAAAAAUGAUGGCAUUUCCUGAGUAUGUUUUUCAAGGGUCAUUUCAUAGUUGAGCUCACGUUCCGCUGCUAACGCGAGAAAGAGUGAUUGAGUUUUUGUGUGUUUUCUGACUUCGUUCAUUCCUCAUGCAGCAAAUCACGAUCUUCGUCCAGCCUGUGUUUUCUCUCAUACGAUGAGGAUUUACUGUAAUCACGUGCAUUGCUGCGGAAACAGACUGCUUUCACUUUUUUUUUUACUUAUCGACUUAUUUUGGAUCUGGAAUUUACGGUUAUGUCCAGACUAUCAAACGACUUGAAGUUUCCCUGUGUUUUAAUUUUCUUGAAAUGUUUGUUCUCUUUAUAGUCUUUAUUCUCUCCGUGAAUGUUGUUUAACUGAUGUGACAGGAACUGACUCUGAUUUGUCAAGUGAAAUGAUGAACCUGCUGACAGAAUCUUUUUUGCAAGGGUUUUUUUUUUUUUUUCGUCUCAUCAACUGUGGUGGAUUGUGUAUGUGAUAUAUAAAAUGAUGUAUGUUUGUACAAUAACCACUAAUGGGAAUUGUCUGUAUAAUUUGGUCUUCGUGCAUUGGUAACAUUUUGAUUUGUAUGAAUUUUGCAUUUCUUUAUUAAACGUAUACAGUGCGA
This is a messenger RNA of Puntigrus tetrazona (Sumatra barb), 2374 nucleotides long. Its product is annotated as solute carrier family 35 member E2A-like. Gene Ontology annotation, molecular function: antiporter activity. The coding region runs from base 307 to 1461 and encodes 384 amino acids. Lineage: Eukaryota; Metazoa; Chordata; Actinopteri; Cypriniformes; Cyprinidae. The transcript is spliced from 9 exons. Gene Ontology annotation, cellular component: Golgi apparatus. The record is from RefSeq and is a predicted model, not a curated record.